Neopsephotus bourkii (Bourke's parrot) is the source of this 2175-nucleotide messenger RNA. It is a transcript of the gene CCDC157, whose product is annotated as coiled-coil domain containing 157. The record is from RefSeq and is a predicted model, not a curated record. The transcript is spliced from 12 exons. The coding region runs from base 16 to 2148 and encodes 710 amino acids. NCBI's taxonomy places the organism in Eukaryota, Metazoa, Chordata, Aves, Psittaciformes, Psittacidae.
CCCGUGCCGCCCAGCAUGGCGCACCUCCUGGGCCACCCGGGCUGCAUGGAGAGCCUGCGGGCCGACCUGCGGGACGUGCAGGCCGCCAUCGCCGACGUGUCCUCCCGGGCCGGCGCCGUGCGAGUCCCCUCCUGGAAGUUCCCGGAUCAGGUGUCCUGUGAGCUGGACGUGGCGGCGCUGCUGGAGCGGUACCGGUACAGCCCCGGCGACCCCGAGGUCAGCCAGCAUGGCCACGUGAUGCUGCUGGAGCUGCUCAUCGACAGGCUGCUGCUGCUGCUCCAGACCUUCACAGGUUAUGCAGAGGAGCUGCUGAGCGACCGAGCAGUGCCACCGGCGCGGGCCCUGGCCCCUGGCAUGUCUGCAGGGCUGACCGUGAGGAGGUACUGGUGCUGCAUGCUCAAACUGGGAGCCUUCUACCAGCAGCUUCUGGCCGAGAAGGCUUCCAGGAAGAAGAGCCCUGUACUGCCCUCCAGUCCCCGGGCUGGGACCCCUGAGAAGGAGCCCUCGAAACACUGCCUGCCCAAUGUUCUGGAGCCAAGAUCAUCCCGAAACAUUGCCCCAUCCACUUCCCUGUGCCUGCCAUCCGGUGUGCUCACACCAGCCAGUGGUGCCUCGGGCAGUUCCCCGCCCAGGGCUGCCAACAGCGUCCCCAUGCAGCCACCUGGGACAACCCCAGGACCCUGUGCCACCUGCACCAGCGUCCAGGGCUGCCUCCAUGAGGUGGGCAAAGCCAUCACCAGCAUCUGCCAGAGCCAGAACAUUCCCUCGGCCCUCAGCAGGUUCCAGGAGGUGGUGGGGGACACGGCAGGGAGAAGGACCCUCUCUGCCACGGAUGUGAGCUACUGGGCCUCCGAGCAGAGCAAGGACCUGUCCCGGAUCAGCAAACACCUCCAGAUGCUGCUGCAGCAGGUCCAGCCGCUGCGGGCUGAGCUGCACGAGUCGGAGAAGCAGAAGGAGAAGCUGCAGAGGCAGGUUGAGGACAUGGCCUGGCUGCUGCAGGUAGAGAAGGACACCCAUGUGCAGCAGCAGCAGGAGGCUCAGCAGAGCCUGGAAGCAAAGAACAAAGAGCAUUUAGAGGCUGUAGGGAGGCUGGAGCGGGCCAAGGAUGACCUACAGAGAGGAGCGGCUCUGCUGGAGGAGCAAGUCUCCACCCUGAAGGAGGAGCUGGCUGGGAAGCAGGCAGCCCUGCAGGAGCUGGAGACCGCCAAGGCCACCCUGCUGGAGGAGAUGAGCACAAUGGUGGCCAAGAGCCAGGUGCUGGCGCUGGAGGAGAAGGUGCAGCUGCUCAGCAGGCAGCAGGAGAGCCUGGGCCAGGAGCUGAGCACCACCACCAUACAGCUGCAGAAGGAGAAGGCCAAAGUGGAGAGCAUGGAGAGGCACCAGGAGUCCCUGCAGGCCAAGCAGAGGACGCUGCUGCAGCAGUUCGACAGCCUGGACCAGGAGCGGGAGGAGCUGCAGCUCAGCCUGGGGGAGGCCGAGGAGGACAAGGCCCGGCUGCAGGAGCAGCUCCAGGAGAGCCAGAACCAGGAGCAGCACAGGCAGCAGCAGGAGCUGCUGGACGCGCUGCAGCAGGAGAAGCUGGGCCUGGAACGGGCUGUCUCGGAGCUGCAGGAGAACGUGGCCAAGCUGCAGGAGCGGGAGCGCCUCCUGGUCUUCUUCCCUGAGCUCCACGUCCCCACUGAGGCACAGUUUGAGAGCACCGGGAGCUGGACCGAGGACAUGAGGAGGCAGCUCGAGGCCAACAGCAUCCGGAUCGGGGUGCUGGAGCAGGAGAACGCACGGCUCAGCGCUGCGCUGGGCAAGGUGAAGGAGGCUGCCCAGGAGGGAGUGCUGAAGCUCAUCCCGCAGAGCCAGCUGUGGUCCCAGCUCAGCCAGGACAGCAGGGACACUGUCAGGCAGGACAAGGGGCCACCGAGCAGCCGGGACAGCGCAGGGACACAGGGACGCACAGGAACAAAGGGAUGCACAGGCAACAAGAGGCAGCGAACACCCAGCAGACAGAGGGCAAAGCCACCCUGGGCAGAACCCAUGGGCAAGGCCGGAUGCUGUCCCUUGCCUGUGGCUGAGGGCCUGGUGCUGAGCCCCAUUGAGCCCCAAGGCAGAGCCCGUCCCCUGUCCUCUCCCCACACUGGUGGCCACCACCAUUGAAUAAAUGCUUCUGAGACUCACACAGAA